UUUGCUGUCAGUUAGAAGCUUGUCUCGUGAUGUUAUUUUGCUGCUGCUGUUCGGGUGUGGACUUUGAAAAUUUAGUGAUUGCGGCUGAUUUCCGGAUCGAAAAAUGAACACCGAAGACCUAUACUGGUUCACGUUUAUACUGGUAACAAUCGUUGGAUACUUUACGUUCAAACUUCUAACCCGGUAUCGGCAUUUGUUCUCCCUACGGGGCGUUGCCUACGAGAAACCGCACUUUAUCUACGGAAAUUUGAACGAUGUCUUGAGUGGGAAGCAGUCCACUCUGGAGCUGGUUCAGGAGUUUUACAUUAAAUUUAAAGAUGAAAGGUUGUUCGGUUUCUACAACUAUCUCAGCCCAGUAUUUUAUAUCCGUGAUCCACGAUUGGUACGCAAGCUGUGGGUGCAAGAAUUCAAGCAUUUCGCAAAUCAUGAGUACUUUUUAGAUGAAAAUAAGGAUGCUAUUCUGGGUAAUCAACUGCAUCUACUCAAGGAUGAUAAAUGGAAGCAAAUGCGGCAGAUGCUCAAUCCGAUUUUCACAGAGAAAAACGUGGCACUGAUAACUUCAUUGGUACGGACUAAUUCGUUGGAUUUGGUAGAUUAUUUUAAAGCUUCCGUAGAUCAAGAGCUGGAAUUUAAAGGAAGCUUUCAAAAGCAUGUGUUUAAUGUGAUCGCGAGCUGCGCUUUCGGGCUAGAAUUGAAUACCUUCAAGGAUGAAUCAGAUCCAUUCUGUCACAUAGGAAGUUCACUGGUGUCUGGAAACAAUCCGGUGCAGACACUGAAAACUAUGAUGUUCUAUCUUUUUCCCAGUAUAAUGACGAAAAUGAAAGUCCAACUGAUGGAGUCUAGUCAUGCGAAAUAUUUUUUGCGGAUUAUCCGGUCUGUAUUGACAGAGCAAAAACGAAGCAAUUUGAGUCGGCCGGACAUGAUACAGUUUCUGAAAAAAGUCAACAAUGGGGAACUACCGCUGGAUUCGGAGGACGAAGAUUACCUUCAGAUGCGGGACUUCUCUAAGCGCAAGUGGUCCGAUGUCGAGCUGAUCGCGCAGUGCGUAACAUUCUUUGGGACGGGAUUCGAAACAAUGGUGAACUUGCUAUCGUUUGCCAGCUACGAGCUGGCGGCUAAUCCAGAUGUUCAGCAACGAUUGCUGUUGGAAAUCCAAAAUAAUUUAUCGGAAAAUCCACUAACGUACGAAACGGUCAACCGGAUGACCUACUUGGACAUGGUGAUCAGCGAAACCCUACGCAAGUGGCCAGCUUCACCCAGCUGCGAUAGGCAAUGUACUAAGGAUUUUCAACUCAGUGAAAAUGGUUUCCGGGUGCAAUUUCGCAAAGGUGAUUCCGUUUGGGUAUCACUAUGGGCGAUGCAUCGCGAUGAGCACUUCUUCCCAGAACCCGAACGGUUUGAUCCAGAACGUUUCGGUGAGGCAAACCGAGAUAGGAUCCGCAAUUCGGGAUACAUGCCGUUUGGCUUAGGGCAGAGAAAUUGUAUCGGGAAACACUUUGCUUUACUGGUGGCCAAAGUGACUCUGGUGGAUGUGAUACGAAAUUUCGAGCUCCGACUGGGGAGUAAAAUAAUUCAUCCCCUGCGGCUUGCAAAGGGAUCGGUUUCUCUUGAACCAGAAGGAGGAUUCUGGAUACAAAUAGUUCCACGAUAGCAUGUUUAACUUUUUCUGGUACACAAGAAAUAAAUACCAGUAUUUUAUAUUUUUUCCAA
Molecule: messenger RNA, 1710 nt
Organism: Wyeomyia smithii (pitcher-plant mosquito)
Lineage: Eukaryota; Metazoa; Arthropoda; Insecta; Diptera; Culicidae
Product: probable cytochrome P450 9f2
Exons: 3
Coding region: 104-1651 (515 amino acids)
Molecular function (GO): iron ion binding; heme binding; monooxygenase activity
Source: RefSeq, a predicted model, not a curated record